This is a messenger RNA of Trypanosoma conorhini, 1185 nucleotides long. RefSeq lists its product as uncharacterized. The coding region runs from base 1 to 1185 and encodes 394 amino acids. NCBI's taxonomy places the organism in Eukaryota, Euglenozoa, Kinetoplastea, Trypanosomatida, Trypanosomatidae. The record is from RefSeq and is a predicted model, not a curated record. The transcript has a single exon.
AUGAGUGAGCGGGUGGAGCAGUCCCUUCCACCCGUGUCCGAGAACUGCGUUUCUGCGUCUCCUACAGCCCCGCUGCCAGCUGCCUCCACUGCGUUGCGAGACAUUCCCCACCUCGCCUCACUCGACUCAACAUGGGGAAAGGGGACGCCGUUUAACACCGGUCUGAGCGCAGCCGCCCUGCCGCUAACCUCGACUGCGGGCGGACGUGGCGGCAUCCCAAACGUCCACGGCCGAAGAAAAGGGGGUCCCAUGACUUUGUACGUGCGUUCACCCAGCGUGGAGAACAAGGAGUUUGGCUCAAGGGAUGAUAUAAAGGAAUAUAAGCAGGGGGACGUGCAGGAAGAAAACGUAUUGUCUCCCGCGGAAGGUGAUACCGAGGAAAGCUGGUUCAGCCCUGUUCUACAAGCGCUCCAUAUGGGAGCAACGGUGACACGGGCUGUAAGGAACGCGUUCCCAGGGGUUGUGAAUCCCCCAAAACGUAGAUGUGGCUUCACGGGACUGCUCUUGUUCAUCUUCUUUAUGGUUGUGUUUAUUUUUCUUUUGCACGUGGCGGAGGAUCGGAUGCAGUGGCUCUCCCGCAUUGUCACGUAUUAUAACGAACAAAAUCUGCUGAUUGCCACGAGUUUGACGGAGCAGAUGCUUGAAAAGGCAGAUGAGUUGAAUGAACUCAUGAAACCGUUUAAAAGAACCCCUGCCGCUGCUCUAGAAAAGGCAACGAGGACGCUGGAGGGAGUGACCGAGCUGCGUGAUGCGAGCGUGGAGCAGCUGCACUCCCGCAUGCUGUAUCCAGGACCGGUGGACGAUGUCAAGUUUUUGCUGGAGGAACACGUGGCCUACAAAAUGAACCUGGCGAGGAUGGUUAAGGAAGAACUCCAGUGGCUUGAUGAAAAAAAGCAGGAAUCGUAUGGCCGUCGAACCCACCCCAACGAAGCUGCGUUGGACAGGAAGCGAUUAGGGACGAAUGGAAAGGUGACACGCGACAACAAACUCACGGGCGCAUCACGGCAGCAGCAAGGGCCUUCAGCGCAAGGGGGUGUGUCCCGGCCGCGGAUUGAGGUCACUGUGCCGAAAAAGGUGCAAGAAGUCACUGGGGGUAAGAAGGAGCACUCUUCCUCUUACUUACUGGGUCGCGUCGUGGCGGUGCUGGUAUUGUUUCUCCUCACUGUAUUAUAUCUUCGCCUCUAG